ACACAUCAGCGAAUUUUCAGGUGCUUAUUUUCUGAAUAACAGAAGAAAAAGAAAGAAGUGACAUAAAUUGUUAAGCAACACUGAAUCAAAGAAAAGUAAUGACUACCAAAUUUUUCGAACUAAUUGGUAGGGUGUGUGGAUCCAAUAUUAGGUGCGAAAUAUUUAUAUAAUUUCAUUAUAGUUUUCUUUUCAGCAACCGUUCGCUACAACUGCGGUAUUGGAGCAAUUUAAGUGCACAUUAAGUUCUCCAAAAGCGCUCUCAUUGUCGUCGCAUACGAAAACACGCAAACCUUAUAGUCAUUUCAUUCAUCCAGAAUUUUUACUGAAUUUCAAAAUUCAUUGCCCUAAUUCGAUACGUGUGAAGUUGAAGCUAUUUGAUAUGUUCGAUCGACCGGCACAGAAAUUCUAUGUCCGCUCAAUAGUGGCAGUUAUAAGUUGUAAUCUUCAAUUAGCGAGCAAAGUUAGCAAGGACUUGGAAUUUCGUAUGACCAUAAAAAAAAUUGAAUUAUUGCGGCUUGAAGAAUGGAUUUAAAUGAAAGUGGGCGAAGUGAAACGCUUCCAAAGAAAGGAGGAAGAUAGAGAGAAUUGUUAUGCCGUCUUUCCUGGGGCUUCUACGUAAGCGUUUCCUUGGGCUCGUCCUUUUUCGAAAUUGGGACCGAGAAUGCGGUCGAUUACGCGCUGUUGAGCGCUCGGCCCAACGUCGUCUGCAUCCUCAUUCGACUCGCUUGAUAUGUUUACUGGCCUGUUAUACAAUGCGGUGUUCCGGUGAUCAACCAUCACCAAGUAAACUGCCUCCUCAAAUAUUCUGUUGAACCCCAUCCUCGGCUUUAAUCAAAUAAACAGUAAAAUUAAUAAAUAAUAAUGUUAUGUAUCAAAUCUUACACAAACUUUAAAAAGUUUCAAACAGAGAACUCUGUGUUCACACGGGCCCGUUUUUACACAUCUUGGCGUGUUUUUCGUGUCUAUUUUCUGAAUAACAGAAGAAAGAAGAAGAAGAAGAUGUUUAUUAAAAGAUUUUAGAUUUUCUCGUUUAAAUAAAUUGCUUUAUUUUUUUGUUAGAUAAAUUCUUUACAGUCAAAAUGAGUUUUUUAAGGCCGAAAACGAAGAUAGAUGAAGGUGAUACUGUGAUUAUAUUUUUGGGUGUAAAUUCAAUGCACAGCAUCCAAGCGACUCCCACUGUUGUUAAUAGAAAAGGUGAAGAAGUCGAGCACAUUUUCCAAACGUCGUUUGGCGCCCUAAAAGUCCGGAGUAUAAUUGGACUGGAGUAUGGCAGUCAGGUUACACUAUCCAAAGGAUGGGCGUAUAUUUUGCAGCCAAAUCCUCAGCUGUGGACGCAAACUCUACCCCAUCGAACUCAGAUUAUCUACACUCCUGAUAUAAGUAUGAUUAUCCAUCAGUUGGACCUGCGUCCAGGUUCAGUGGUUGUUGAAUCUGGUACAGGAUCCGGAUCACUUUCACACUUUCUUCUACAUGCCAUCAAACCCAGCGGGCACUUGCACACAUUCGAUUUUCAUGAAGCACGAGCAAAACAGGCUCACGAUGAGUUUCAAAAUCAUGGUUUAAACGAUUUCGUAUGUGUUUAUAAUCGAGAUGUAUGUGAAUCUGGCUUUGGAACACAAUUAGAAGGAAAAGUUGAUGCAGUUUUUCUUGAUUUACCUGCGCCUCAACUGGCCGUGCCACAUGCUGUUAAGGUUUUUAAGAAUCAAGGCGGACGUUUUUGUUCGUUUUCACCUUGCAUUGAGCAAUCGCAAAGAUGCUGUGAGGCUCUUAAGAAUCAUGGUUUCACAGAAAUUCAGUCAUUGGAGAUUUUACAACAAGAAAAUCAAGUAAAAACGAAAUCAUUGUCUCUGAUAAAUUUGGAUUUUGUAAAACACAAGAAACCCUUAAAUUCAUCACCUGAGGAAAAGCAUUUACCGUCAAAAGAUGUAAUAAAAGUACUUACGACUUUUCAGCCGAUGACGCAUACAGGACAUACUGGUUUUCUUACCUUCGCCACAUUGCCGCCGUUCUUUGCUCGGUAGCUACUUGUUAUAAAUUUACGAUUUUUAUAA
Molecule: messenger RNA, 2051 nt
Organism: Glossina fuscipes
Lineage: Eukaryota; Metazoa; Arthropoda; Insecta; Diptera; Glossinidae
Gene: Trmt61
Product: tRNA (adenine(58)-N(1))-methyltransferase catalytic subunit TRMT61A
Exons: 3
Coding region: 1080-2021 (313 amino acids)
Biological process (GO): tRNA methylation
Cellular component (GO): nucleus; tRNA (m1A) methyltransferase complex
Source: RefSeq, a predicted model, not a curated record